AUGCAGGCACUGACUCCAUUGAUCGUGACGCUGAGCCUGGUAUCGGGCGCGCAGCUGAAGCUGCUGCCGUACGCGUACCUGGCGAGCCCGUUUCCGGUGUACCAUCAGUACCAGAACACGAGGACGGGCGAGCACGCUUACAGUUACGCCGGUGGCCCGUCGGCCAAGGAGGAGAUCAAAGACGCCGACGGUGUGACCCGGGGCUCAUACAGCUACGUGGACGCGAACGGGAUCCUCCAAUCUGUGUUCUACGUCGCGGACGAGAACGGCUUCCGCGUCGCGGCGACGGACCUGCCCUCCGAUGGCAAUCUGAAUCUCGAGGCGAGCCACGUCCUCCUCGCCAGGAGCGUGGACGCAAAUCGCGAGAGCUCCAGUCGCAGGAAACGCAGCGUCUCGGAUUCCCCAGCCAGGUCUAACCAGGACGAGAAGCUCGAACGCGGUGUCACCGUGGACGCUCUGCCACUGAUCCCGUCGUCGAACGUGUUCCUCGCCGGCGGCGUACCACUGGCUAGCUCCAGCCAGAGUCAAGUCCAGAUCCACAGGAACGCGCAGAUCCAGCUGCCGACCAACCUGGCGAUCCAGGACCAGCAGAUCAACGUCCUGAAGUCGGUCCCCGUCCUCACCACUCUGCCCUCCUAUCACGAGAACCGCAUCGAGCUGCACAAACAGCUGGGCAUAGAGGGUCUCAGGCUGAAGGACGCGGUGAAGAUCGACCAGGAGCCGGCUACGAUCGUCCAGUCUCCUGGAGCCAUUCCCUUGGUCCCUGUCCUCGCUAAGCAAGUCCCGAUCCUCUCCAACCUGGUACCAGCGUCGCUGGGAUCAGCUUCGGUGACCACCUCCGUCUCCAGCCACGGUAUCGAUCAGAUCCAUCCGUCCAAGGUCCUCCAGGAGUCUCUGAUCAUCCCCAGCGUCCUCGCCAAGGAAGCAGCGCCCGUGGCUGUCGAGAAGAAAACAGUAGUGGCGCCCGUUGCCGUGAAGGAGGCCCUACCGAUCGUCAGGGAAGCUGUGCCAGUCAGUUUGGGCACAGCCACCUCGUCCGCAUCGAUCACCAGCUACGGGGUCAGUCAAAUCCACGGGGACUCCAGGGUGAACGUCGAGCCAACGCUCCUAGUCAAAGCUACCCCUAUCGCCCAUCUGCAACCGCUGCUCCAUUAUCCGUUGUAUCUUCAUUAA
Molecule: messenger RNA, 1173 nt
Organism: Colletes gigas
Lineage: Eukaryota; Metazoa; Arthropoda; Insecta; Hymenoptera; Colletidae
Exons: 2
Coding region: 1-1173 (390 amino acids)
Cellular component (GO): chitin-based extracellular matrix
Molecular function (GO): structural constituent of chitin-based larval cuticle
Source: RefSeq, a predicted model, not a curated record